AUGAGCAACGAAGCGGUCUUUGAAACAAUUGAAGAGGUCAAUAAGCAUAUCUCACACGUCGAAGAGUCAACCUGUGUGAAAUAUAUUUCUUACCGUGUGGACAAGCGAUUCAAUGACCAAGGUUGGAAACCACAGGACCACAAGAACAGGCUAUACUGGGAAUGGAAGUACGGCAAGGGUACUCCCUCUAUCCCCUUUGACGGCAUACCCUUUGUGUUCAUCGGACACAAGCUAAUGGGAUGCCACAGGGGCCGGGCAAAGUGUGGAAUCAAGAAGAGGCAGGAGCUUGAGGAUCAAAGGGCAAAAGAUGGCAAGGAAAAAAGAAACCUGUUGCUGAAAACCAAGAAGGUAGCAUGCCCUGCUGUGUUCACUAUCAGCCGCAUUGUCAAGUUCCCCGGAUUCAAGGGUGCAGAUCAGAUGGACGACAGGGUCAAAGGUUACAUCCGAGCGUUGGUGCAGCAGGGGGUGAGGAAGGUGAAGGAGGUAAAGAACCAGAUGGUCCAGUACGUGCGGACGGAGCUGUUCCGAGACACGACCCCGCCGCCGCUGAGGCGCUUCUUCCCCACAGAGAAAACCAUCCAUGCCGUCAUGGCUCAGGUCAUUGCGGAGGAACACUACAGCAAAAUAGACCUGGUCAACCUGCUGACCUUGGCAGAGAAUUGGAAGGCGGAAGCUCCUAGAAUCAACUUCCUGCUUAGGGUUCAAUCAGAGAGCGAGAACCUGUUGCUCUGCUACCAGACGGACUGGCAGCGGCGGCUGCUUCGGCAGUAUGAGGACGCGCUUCCCCUGCCACUCUUCUUCCUGUGCGUGCGCACCAAUGUGAGCGUGGUGCCGGUGGGCCUGUUUGUGGUGCAGUCGAGGAACGCCGAAGCCUUGGGGGAGGCGCUGGGGGUGUUCAGGCAGUGGAACCGGGGCUGGAGCCCAGCCUACAUCCUCACUGAACACUGCCCUGUGGAGAUGAAGGCGGUGGAGGCAGCAUUCACAGGUGCUCAGGCAGUCUUCAGCGAUCACCUGCGGGAGAGGACCUGGACCAAGUGGCUGAGCAACCGGUCCCGAGCCAUCACCAACCAGGAGGGGAUCUUUGAUAUGAUGAAGGCCAUUGCUGGAUCCCUUACGAGAAAGCAACACCAGGAGGCAGUAGAACUACUACAGCAGAGCCCCAUCUGGUUGGAAAAGAGACAACUUUUCAAGAACUGGUUCACUAACAAGUGGCUGUCAGAGGAGAAGAGAUGGGCGAACGCUGUGAGGGUUGAUAUUGUCAACUUUGUGUCUAUGGUAAACGGAGGUCUGGAGAUGCAGAGCGACUUCUUCACACAUAAUAACAUGAAGGUCCAUAAAAAAGACACCCUGAGCCAAAUGCUGCAGUUUCUUGUUGACGACUACUUCCCACAGAUGCACCAAAGGUACACAGACCUCAACAGCCAGUCCUCUGGCGAGUACAGCCUCAACCCCACUGUGCCUCCGUUCCUGUGGCAUCGCCCUUGGAGUGUGGUGGCCCUGGUGAUGGACAACAUGUCUGCGGCCCUGCAAGACCCCGACAUCGUGGUGGAGCAGGCCAGCGACGCCGCCGACGGCACCUUCUGGGUGAAGAGUCGGGCAGAGACCACGGCAGCACGGUCCUACACGGUCAGCUUCGGUUCAGAGUCCACCUGGCCCUCCUGUGAGUGUGAGGUGUGGAGGGACCAGCGCCUGCCCUGUGAACACUUCUGUCACGUCUUCAGGUCUGAGCCUAACUGGACCUGGGAGCACCUGUGUCCCAAAUACAGGGACCACCCUCUGCUCAGGCUGCAUUCACAGACCACUCACACCACAACAGAGGAGAUAGAGGAAGCCCUCAAUGGUCUAAUGCAUCUCUCCCCAGCUUCCCCAGUCUCUCUUCAGUGGGAUGGGCCUGAAGAAACAGUGCCACUGGUGCAAACUCCUCAAACUCCACAGUUACAACUGCAUAGCAUACACACACAGUGGGUGGCCCCACAGGCUUCACAGGGCCUGCGGGAGAGGGAGGAACUGCAAAAGGAGGAACUGCAGAGGGAGUGUGUGGCCAAACUCAAAUCCAUCAUGGAGAAUGUGAGUGGGAUCAACGACAUUGACCACCUACAGGAGCUCAGGCAGAAACUGGACGUUCUCCAGGCUCAGAGUGAGGCCAUGGUGGUUCAGAAGGACGCCAGCGUCAAAACAGUUCUCACCUCGAAGGGGAAGAGAAAAAGGGCAGGGGUGGAGAUUAUCGUGGCCAUGCCCAAACGCAUCAAAGUGCUCUCCCGGGUUGAUGUAGAAAAUGUUCAGAAAUAGCUUUUUUCUAAAGAGGGAAAAUAAAGUACGGUAUUAAUCAGGUUGUCGCUCUUAUUUCUUGGGUGAUGUACAAAUAACUCUUUGUUAGGAUGUUAUCACGUUGUAUCCAGUUCUAGAAAGUGUUUGGAUGCUUGUUCACAAGGGUCAGCUUGAUGUAAGGCGCUGCGCACGAUCACAAACCUUUCCAUAACAAAUUAAUAAAUCAGUUAUAUUGCACAGUCCAGACUAUUUAGAAAUUAGCCAAGUAUCUCAACUCCACGCUUAUUUCUUCUGCGGAGUUGAGUGGAGCCUAGAGGUUUUGGAGUGAAGCUCCAACUUUCUUCGAGUCGCUGUACAAUCGAUACUUCAAAAUUGUAAAUUCUUAAACCCUUACCCUUACCGUGUACCUAUUUUUGUCCUCUCUGGCUUUCUUUGUUUGCUGAAAUCCAUACCUUUUAAAUAAAAAGUUAAUCGAAUACAACCAUU
Molecule: messenger RNA, 2754 nt
Organism: Salmo salar (Atlantic salmon)
Lineage: Eukaryota; Metazoa; Chordata; Actinopteri; Salmoniformes; Salmonidae
Source: RefSeq, a predicted model, not a curated record